GCUCGUGUAGAGAUGGUGAAGCUUUUCUGUUCUAUUGUUGGUGUGGCGGGAAGCGCGUUCUCCGUGGAAGUAGACGAAGGCAAAAUUGUGGAUGACUUGAAGGAAGCGAUCAAGGCGAAGAAGGCCAACGACUUCAAAGAGGUUGAUGCAGACAAGCUGCAGCUCUUCCUGGCGAAGAAGAAGAAAGGCGCUGGGGUGUGGCUAACGGAGAACGACGUGAAGGUCGGUGUAAGUGACACGAGUGAUUUGAAGCUGUUGGGCGUGGCAGGAGCGCCGCUCGGCUUGGUUGGCUUGUCGGAGAAGGAAGUCAACUUCGUACCCACGCUAGAGGAUGUCGAGUCGAUGAACACACCUGUUCAAGUGCUGGUGGCGUUGCCUCCUUGGACAAGUAGUGCGCCUAUUUCUGAUGGGACGAACUUAUGGCUGUCGAGAUUUCAACAUAACGAGUAUGCCAAGAUCACGGAAUUUCCAGAAGCUGCGGAAGGUGGUGCACCAUAUCAGCAAACAGGUUUAUGGCUGGUUCGUGGAUCAGUUGCGAAUGCUCUCAGUACAAAAGGAGUUCGCUGUAGACUCUACCGCCUGGCUGGAACAUACCUUGGGUACUAUGAUCCUACUCGUCGCACCGGUGACAAGAAUACCGCGCUCUGGUACGAAGACAAUACUUUGUGCAUCAAUGUUCUCUUCAAGACAGAAGAGAAUGCUUUGCGGUUCGACAAUUCCUUACAGGAAGAGCCAGUUACGCUGGGUUCUCCGCUGAAUGGCCAAGAAGUUACGACAAGUGUUGCACAUGUUGGAGGUCUGCCCACUAAAUUAAAGCGUAUCUACUUCGUCCAUUAUGACCCACAGGAUCCGGAGUCGCCGCAAGACACAAUCUCGUCCAUUUCUCUGAGUACAAGUGUGACAGUUCUGGACACUUUGACUGACGAGUUUCAGUUUCAACGGAUCGAACAUGAAAUGUACUUCCUGCCGUAUGGUAAGGCGGAGAGCUGCCAUUUGGUGUCAAAAAAGAAAUGUACAGACAGAGACUUCAAACGAGAAUUCGCCAAGUACGAUCGUGACGCGAACAAUCGGCUUGCACUUUCUCGCGAGAUGCAUGGGUUUUACGAUGGUCUCAGCAUGGAAGUUCCGAUUGUCAACAUGUUCCCAGGUUGUGUGGAUGCAACUCGAUCCGUCAACAACAGAUACAAGGUCGAAGUCUUCGUGAAAGUGCUGGAUGCACAGUGCAAAGAUCGCGUUUUUAGUCGCUUGAAAGAAGGAGCUGAGCAGACGGAUGACCCACUCAUGAUGAAAACUUUUGUCUACGUUGAGAACCCGGACACGUUUUGUUUCUGUCUGAAGUGGAAGUACGACGAAAACAAUGAGUGCUGGUCAAGCUUUCUUACCAUGACUCCAGCGGUCGAUUGAGAAGAAAACCGAUUUGGGAGAUCCCAAAACCGUUCCGAAC
Phytophthora infestans T30-4 is the source of this 1444-nucleotide messenger RNA. Its product is annotated as Crinkler (CRN) family protein. Lineage: Eukaryota; Oomycota; Peronosporomycetes; Peronosporales; Peronosporaceae. The record is from RefSeq and is a predicted model, not a curated record. The transcript has 3 exons. Bases 13 to 1404 code for a protein of 463 amino acids.